AUGAUUUGGCUGUUGAAGCAAACAGAUACAGAACUGUGGCAACUCAUCCAAUCUUCGCAUAAAACGACAAUGACGCUUCAGACCGUGAGAUAAAAUAUUAAAAACCAUGGCAUUGACAUUAACGACCAUCUUUUAGAAGCAGUAUUUUCUAGAAAAGAAAUACAACUGCUUAAAGAAGAUUUGUAAAGUAUCAAAGAUAUGAUAAGACAGAUUAAAGUUAAGCAAUCAAGAAGCUUAAUUCUUGAUUAGAUAUAUGGACACUUAGUUUAAUCUUCUCCUCUAGUUGCUAUGCCCUAGAAUCACUACAAGAGAACUAUAAUGCAAAAAGAUUUUGAUUAGUUUUUGCAAGUCUAAGGAGACAUGAACUACAAGAAAAAGUUAGAAAUCUUGAAGAGGACUCAGGAAUACAUUAGAAGUGGAGGCUCUUUAGAGAAAGCCGUAGAAUAUAUAAAUUAAAAAGGAAUUUCUCUUGAUGAUGAACUUAUUGACAAAGUAUUCGAUAGAAAGGAAUAAAAACUAUUGAAGCAAGCUUCAUAAUAGCUAUCCGUAAGUUUGAGCAAAUAAUCAUCUAAUGAAGAAAUUCCCGACCACAGUUCUAGAUCAUUACUGAUUUCCGAACUUUAUCCUUCAGUUAAGGACUAUUCAUCCAAGAGUGCUUAGCCAACUAUUCAAAUAUGUUAAUUAUUCGGAAUAUUGAGCGAUGCGUUGUAUGCUUAAGAAGACUGA
Molecule: messenger RNA, 726 nt
Organism: Stylonychia lemnae
Lineage: Eukaryota; Ciliophora; Spirotrichea; Sporadotrichida; Oxytrichidae
Source: the annotation of a GenBank genome assembly